Molecule: messenger RNA, 2142 nt
Organism: Neltuma alba
Lineage: Eukaryota; Viridiplantae; Streptophyta; Magnoliopsida; Fabales; Fabaceae
Product: signal recognition particle subunit SRP68
Exons: 14
Coding region: 113-1912 (599 amino acids)
Biological process (GO): SRP-dependent cotranslational protein targeting to membrane
Cellular component (GO): signal recognition particle, endoplasmic reticulum targeting
Molecular function (GO): 7S RNA binding; endoplasmic reticulum signal sequence receptor activity; signal recognition particle binding
Source: RefSeq, a predicted model, not a curated record
UCAUCUUCAAUUUAUUUUCUGCGACGAACUGCAGCACAUAAUCGGUUGCGGGCGCCUUGUUAGGCCAAGAACAUCCAUCACAACGCGCCACCAUCUCCCCGGAUUUGACUUGAUGGGCAAGGAAAGCGAAGUUUCGGCAAUGGAAGUCGACGAUCCAAAAUCGAAUUCUGAUCAGAUCGUUCCCAAAUUCUCUAUUAACGUACUGCAACUCUUAAAAUCUGCGCAAAUGCAGCAUGGCUUGCGGCACGGAGAUUACACUCGUUAUAGGAGGUAUUGCACUGCUCGUUUGAGGAGGUUAUAUAAAUCUUUGAAGUUUACCCACGGCCGUGGCAAAUACUCAAAGAGAAACAUUUCUGAAUCUACCGUUACUGAAGUAAGGUUUCUUCAUAUAGUUCUCUAUUCAGCAGAGAGAGCUUGGAGCCAUGCCAUGGAGAAAAGACAACUUCCAGAUGGUCCAAAUGCACGUCAAAGAAUCUACUUGAUUGGCAGGUUGCGGAAAGCGGUAAAAUGGGCAGCUUUGUUUUCACAACUUUGCACAGCCAAGGCAGACUCUAGAACAUCUUUGGAAGCUGAGGCUUAUGCAUCCUACAUGAAGGGGAGCUUAUUGUUUGAACAAGAUCAGAAUUGGGAUGUGGCUUUGAUGCACUUCAAAAGUGCAAGGGCUGUGUAUGAAGAAUUAGGGAAAUAUGGAGAUCUGGAUAAUCAAAUUUUAUGCCGUGAACGAGUUGAGGAAUUAGAACCUAGUAUCAGAUACUGUCUUCACAAAAUUGGCCAGUCAAAUCUGCAAGCUUCGGAGCUUCUACAUAUUGGUGAUAUGGAAGGUCCUGCCCUAGACCUUUUCAAAGCUAAAUUAGAGGCUGUUAUGGCAGAGGCAAGAUCUCAACAAGCUGCUUCCAUGACAGAGUUUCAUUGGCUUGGCCAUAGAUUUCCGAUAUCAAAUGCAAAAACAAGGGUUGCCAUUUUAAAAGCUCAGGAGCUGGAGAAAGAUGUACAUGGACCCUCUGCCGAUUCAAUCCCAGCUGAUAAAAGGCUUGCUACUUUUGACAAAAUAUUUUCAGCAUAUCAUGAAGCCAGAGGCUAUAUUCGGGCUGACCUGGCCACUGCUGGAAGUGCAGAAAGUGUGAAAGAUGAGCUAUAUGGUCUUGAUAAGGCUGUCAGUGCUGUCCUAGGUGAAAGAACUAUUGAGCGCAACCUCUUGUUGGUUAAGGUUGCAAAAAGUAAACUCGCUAGGCGCCGUGAUGAAAAAAAUGAGAAAGUCACAAAACCUGAAGAGCUUGUUCGCUUAUAUGAUCUCUUGCUGCAGAAUACUGCUGAUCUUUCUGAUUUAGUUAGUUCUGGAAGGGAUAAAAAACCAGAAGAAGUGAGCUUUGCAGAAGAAUGUGCAAGCAAAACUUCGGCUUUUCGUGCAGAAAGGUGUUUUUAUGUGGCAAAGUCAUAUAGCAUGGCUGGAAAAAGGGCUGAAGCUUAUGCUUUGUACUGUCGUGCUCGUGAUUUGGCAGAGGAUGCCCUAAGAAAACUUAAAAUGUUAGAUGGCAACAAUCAGACUAUGAUGAAGGAUUUGGAGGGCUUAUGCAGUGAGUGCAGAUCUAACAGUUGCAUAGAGCAUGCCAUGGGGAUUAUGGAGGAGAAGAGAGCUCCGGAUAAUCUCUCUAAAAGGAUAUCCAACAUCUCGUUGACUGGAGAUAAGCAGCUGGAGAAGUUCCUCACGGAGAAACUUGAUGCCUAUGAGUCGGCUGUCGGUGAUCCUAACGUAAAAAGUGCUCCCCGCAUUGUAGCUUUCCCACCAGCUUUCACUGCAAUUCCGCGCAAUCCUAUUGUGCUGGACCUGGCAUUUGAUAUGAUAGACUUCCCAGCCAUCGACAACAGGAUGAAGAAGGAUAGAAAAGGUUUCAUCAGUAGAAUAUUUGGAUGAGCAUCCGAGAGUUUUCUAGUUCGUUAAGUUCAAAAUUCUUGACAACUAAUCUGUCAUUUACCCUUGUAUCAAUUAUUGUUAAGAAUUCUGAGGUGUUGAUAUGAAAAUUUUGGUCAGAUCUAUGGAUAAUUUCGGCCUAAUGAUUGUACUAUCACUGCCUUGUUAGAAUACAAUAUUGGAUUAUAAUCUGCGAGGUUGGGUUGUUCAUGGCAUACUUCAAAUACUGAAAA